Molecule: messenger RNA, 1682 nt
Organism: Alosa alosa (allis shad)
Lineage: Eukaryota; Metazoa; Chordata; Actinopteri; Clupeiformes; Clupeidae
Exons: 9
Coding region: 353-1099 (248 amino acids)
Cellular component (GO): membrane
Source: RefSeq, a predicted model, not a curated record
AUUAUUGAUGCGCUGUCUAAGUUCUGUCCGUCCAUCGCCCGGUCUUAGAAUACCAUGAGUCAUGGAAGUUGCCAGAGCUGCCAGAGCUGCACUAGCGCAGUUUCCCAUCUUCAGUGCGGUAGAAAAAACAGUCCCUCCUUCAUCAUACUUGCACACACCCACUGAUGGAGCUUGUUAGGGGUCUGCAACUGUAACAGGCUUAGAGUAACAGCAAGAAUAGCCGCUAAUUAAAAGGGAGAAAACGACCAUCCGGCACGGAAUACGUCAAGGACUAAAAUCCACAAUCUCUCAGGUCGCCUGUGCCAUUGACCACCACAGUACUCACCUGCUGUACUAUCCCUCUGGGUGAAGUAUGGGUAUAGACAGCCAGGACCCACUGCCACCCCCUGGGAACCUCACCAGGACGCAGGCGAAGGGCUUUAUGCGAUCGGAACCCAUUACGCUGGGGUCCAUCCAGAUCUUGAUUGCAGUGUUGACUCUAUUCCUGGGGGUCUCUCUGCUGACGCCCUAUGACCUCACGUCCCAAGACUUCAUCACACACAGCAUUGUGAUGCUCAUAGGUGCAGCCGGGCUAAUCGUAUCAGGGGCCAUUCUAAUUCACACAGGGAGACGACCCUCGCUUUGCAUGGUCAAAGCAACUCUGAUAUUCCACCUGGUGAGUCUGAUCUUCAGCACGACGAUCAUCGCUCUACUGUCCAACCACCUGCCAUAUCGACAGAACAUGUACCACUGUGAACACUGCAGUCAACUGGAGCUCGAUGUGGCGCAACAACACUGUUUCAAGAUGUGCACGUACAAGAUCGAAAAGCCCUGUAAAUAUUUGAUUGACGGGCUCCUCUGUACCAUAGUCGUGUUUAUAGUUCUGGAGCUUGUGAUCUGCAUCAUAGCCAUUCUGUUCGGCCUGCAGGUGAUUAUCCGAGGUAGAGCACAGCCUCCUCCCCUCCUUCAGCAAACUGCUGUUACAGAAGUUCAAGGCCAGUCUAUUGAGGAUCCAAAGUCUCAGCCACAGGAGGCAGUGGAUGGGGGUACUAUUGCUGUGGAGGUAGAGACUCUUCCAGCAGAACCUCAGGUGGAUCCACCGCCACAGUACAAGUCCUGAGGCUACCAUCCUCCACACAUCCACACGAAGUGAAAGGCUUCUGGGAGAAUGAAAAUGGUGCUUAGAGAAAUGCUGAAAGAUUGCUUUGUUGUAGCUUUAUUUCUGUUGGCAAACCCACUAACAUGGCAAACCCACUAACCUAACUGUAUACCUGCAUAUUGUAUGUAUAUGUGGAUCAGUUAAUCAGUGUAUAACCUAAGUAAAUGCAAAUAUUCCAUGUUCAUGUAUAUUUUUUUCUGUAACUGGAUCUGGCAUGUCUGUUGUGAUCAUACGGGAGAAUAGACUGCAUUGUAGACACCUGUGUGUCCUAUUACUAUGGUGUAGUGAUGGGGAAUGUAUGCAUAUCCUAUGUAGUGUCACGCUUGCAAGAACAAUGUAAUUGAUGGUUACCCAGAGAAGUGUGUAAUGGCACAUUACUGUAUAGCUUUUGUUUAUUACAGACUGUUCCUUUUCAGAUUCACAUUCAUAAAUCUGACACACAUUUCAACCAUGUACAAUUCAGACUUUAUAUAUUUGUUUUGUGCUUAUUUUUUAUAAACUAUUGUUGUCAAAAAUCAAAUAAAGAUUUUUCCAGAUUAAGAAA